Messenger RNA from Cydia pomonella (codling moth), 1891 nucleotides. Its product is annotated as odorant receptor 67a-like. Gene Ontology annotation, cellular component: plasma membrane. The record is from RefSeq and is a predicted model, not a curated record. Bases 64 to 1269 code for a protein of 401 amino acids. The transcript has 9 exons. Gene Ontology annotation, biological process: sensory perception of smell; detection of chemical stimulus involved in sensory perception of smell. Gene Ontology annotation, molecular function: odorant binding; olfactory receptor activity. NCBI's taxonomy places the organism in Eukaryota, Metazoa, Arthropoda, Insecta, Lepidoptera, Tortricidae.
ACAACUUUCAAAUACCUACAGGUAUUUAUAGAAAAAAUACACUUCUGUUGUCAUUCUUCAAAAAUGGCUUCACUGGAUCACUUGCCUUCUAGUUUUAUUGAUACAAUUAUUGUCCCAGUCAAAUUAUAUAGAUUUAUUGGACUGCAAUUCUUCGACGAUGACAGGGCUCGUUUUAAAAAUUAUUGCAAAUUAAUUCUAUUUAUUUUGCUGUCUUUUAUAUUUUCAUGUGGCUUGAUUUUAUUCUUUAUCAAAAUAAACGAAAUUGAUGCUGGCAUUUUGGAGAUUGCUAAUGCCACACCUUGCUUAUGUCUUGUGAUGCAAAGUUUAUUAAAAUUAUCGUUACUGCGCAAGAAACAUCUUAUAAGGAGUGUUGUUUAUGAAAUAGCUGAGAUGUGGCCAGGCGAGAUGGAGAACCGAGAACAGAAAGAGCUCAUGGACAACUGGCUCCACCGCAAUAAGUUGAUAUGCGAUUCAAUACUCAAGUUUACUAUAUUCGGUUUAUUAAUUUACAAUGGGGUUUCUUUAGUCAUAUACUUCAUCCUGCGAAUCCUGGAUAAGAACCCCGCCUAUGUUUUCCCGUUUGAACUAUACUAUCCCUUUGAGAUUGACUCGGUGUGGAAAUAUGUGGCAGUUUAUUUGAUGCAUAUUUUAGCAACAACAAUAAUCUACGAAUGCAGCUACCUGUCCUGCGAUAUGUUCCUAUUCUCUUUAACGGUCAACGUGUCCAUGCUCCUCCGUCUGCUGCACUACGACCUGGUGAACAUAGACGUGAGUCGCCGAGGACAGGAAGCAGAUGAAUCUCUGGCAAACCUUAAAAAUAUCGUUAAGAGACAUCAAAAACUUUUGAAAUUAGCUGAGGAUUUGGAUAGAAUAUUUAGUGCUGUUAUGUUUACUGUGUUAGUUUUCUCGUCUCUAAUUAUUAGUUUCUUUGGAUUUCUGACUAUAGUGAUUAAGGGAAAGUUCCAGCAGUUCAUGAAUUUGAUCGCUGCGUUAGAGGUCCUGUUUUCUGUCUUUUAUAUUAUGCUGCCGGGCCAGAUUCUAUCAGAUACAAGCAGUGGAGUCGCUGACGCCGCCUAUCAAAGCCUAUGGUACAACAGUGAUGAAAGAUUCAGGAAAAUUAUAAUUAUCAUGAUUGCAAGGUCACAAAAGCCGUGCAUAUUGCGAGCAAUGGGAUAUGCGGAUAUAAACUUCGAAACAUUUUAUAAGAUCUGCGGCACAACCUGGUCUUACCUGUCAGUAGUAAAUCAAAUGUACCAAGAUUCACUUUAAAAGCUGUAUUCUAAUUUUUACGUCUUUAACCAGUGAUUUUAGUAUUUAUUUUAAUAGUAGUAGUAAUUUAGUAGUAAUAGCAGCACGUUUUUCUAAAAUACUUAGGUACCUAUACACCGUGUUUUUAUUGAAUUCCGUUAACUCCGGGAUAUGGGUAAGUACGUUUAAGAAAACUAAGUGGCAUAGUUAAUUUGCAAAAAAAAAAAUGUAGGUAUAACUUUUAUAUUUUUUUGAUUUUUAUAAAAAGUAACUAAAUGUUGCAUAUAGCGUUGUUGUAACACGGGCAUUACUUUGAAUUUAACCAAACAAUUGAAAACUGUGACAUAUCAAUAUCAUUUUGAACAUCGAUCGUCCGAGAUAGUGAUUAGGUUUAGUAACAAAUGCAUACAUUCGUACUAAACACUAAUCAAUAUGCAAACAGGCUAAGGUAAGUAUAUACGCUUGUAAGGGCCUUAUAAGAUAAAAAUAAAUUAUUGAUUAUCUCCGAAAUGGAGUUAAUUAGAAUACCGGUGUCUUUGAGAAAGUUACUUAAUUUAAGCUCAGCUCGACGGAGUAUUUCCCUUGAAAUUAACGGAAAUAAAAAUAAAAAACACGGUGUAUAGGCUAAUUACAGAUGAUAUAA